Molecule: messenger RNA, 1161 nt
Organism: Folsomia candida
Lineage: Eukaryota; Metazoa; Arthropoda; Collembola; Entomobryomorpha; Isotomidae
Product: glutathione S-transferase theta-1
Exons: 4
Coding region: 236-907 (223 amino acids)
Biological process (GO): glutathione metabolic process
Cellular component (GO): cytoplasm
Molecular function (GO): glutathione transferase activity
Source: RefSeq, a predicted model, not a curated record
AACGACCUUCAUCACCCGAUGGCCGGUGAUCUGAUGAUGUUUAUUACAAAUCCAGUAUUUUGCUCGACUUGCUAAAUCUCUCCCAUACACAUUGCAUACAUACAUGAAUUCUGCAUAACAGAGACGGCAUUGGUUAUCUUGUUGUCACGAAGAAGCCCAUUCAGAAAAUCAUCUGCUCUCUGAACUUUAAUUUUUAUUUUUAUUUUAAAGUGAAAGUGAAAAGGUACUUUCCAAAAUGGUGGUAAAGCUUUACUACGAUGCCAUGUCACAACCCUCUCGGGCCCUUCUCAUAUUUCUAAGAAGCAAUGCCAAGAUUAUCCCCGUAGAAGAGGUGCCAGUGGCCCUUCGUAAAGGCGAACACCUUUCUAAGGACUUUGCCAAUGUCAAUCCCUUCAAGAAGGUUCCGGCAAUUGAUAAUGAUGGAUUUAAGCUGGCUGAAAGCGUCAGCAUUUUGCGUUACCUUUGUCGAACGUUCCCUGUGGCGGACCACUGGUAUCCGAAGGACAGCCAGAAACAGGCCCGAGUGGACGAAUACAUGGCGUGGCAGCACCUCAACCUCAGGGCUUUUGGCAGCAUGUACUUUCGAACUAAAAUCAUCAACCCCAUGAUGGGGCUCCCCGUCAAUGAGGAUAACUUAAAAACCUUCGGAAAACAACUUGAUGAUGUGUUGGGUGUAAUUGAGAAUAUCUGGCUUAAAGAAAACCCAUUCAUCGCAGGGAAAGAAUUGAGCGUUGCAGAUUUACUGGCCACCACUGAACUAGAACAACCAGGAAUGGCUGGAUACGAUGUGUACAAAGGUCACCCUAAAAUUGCAGCAUACGUGAGUGCAGUGAAAGCAAAACUGCAACCGCACUAUGACGAUGCUCACGUUUUUGUCUACAAACUUCAAGCAAAAGCCAAACUUUAGUGAAGAUGGAAUCACAAAAGCUCUACAAAUUUCUAUUUUUGCGCAAAUAAUGACAAAGUACUAUUUCUUUCAAAGUAAUUUUAUUCUGGCGUUUUAGGAUAAUAAAUACAAACCAAUGAAUAUCCACAACUUCCAUAAGUAUGGCAGAAAAAUAUUUGUAAGAAAAGGUUGUAAGGGGAAAUCCCGUAGGCCGUAGUCCUAAUUUAUAUUUGGAAGGCUCAAUAAACUGUAAUAAAUAUUCCAAAAAUUACAAA